Drosophila willistoni is the source of this 5558-nucleotide messenger RNA. RefSeq lists its product as uncharacterized. The coding region runs from base 43 to 5355 and encodes 1770 amino acids. The transcript is spliced from 3 exons. The record is from RefSeq and is a predicted model, not a curated record. Lineage: Eukaryota; Metazoa; Arthropoda; Insecta; Diptera; Drosophilidae.
GAAGUUCUUCAUUUUGUUUUUUUGAUCUUUUAUAACGUGUCUAUGGAUAAGCAUAACAGAUAUAUGACCAAGGAUGGUGGUCGCAGUAUUGUGUUGGAGCGGCAGCAGCGCAUCUCAAUAGAAAGUAACAGUCACAUGUUGAUCAAGAACACGCAAACCCAGGUGCGAGAACUUUACCGGCGCGACAAUCGAGAGUCGGGACAUUCACUUGAACCCAAGAAGUCAUCGUCUUUGAGUGAUACCAGAAUAAUGGCGACACGCGACCAAGUAGAUUCGUUGAAUAGGCAAAUUGAGAAUGAAAUUGGACGAUUGAAAUACUUUCGUGAUUAUUUUCUCCGUCCGGAAGUCAAAGCCGCUGCCGCCGGCGGCCCCAACGCCAUCAGGGCGUCCAUUCAGCAGCAGAGGCAGCAGUUUAAUCAAAUUUGCAGACAGAAUUUAAACGCCACGCGAAAUAAUAAUACUGAUAAUAAUACGACCAUCGAUGAAGCCCAGUUGCAGUAUACAGAUCCGAUAUUUUCGUUGAAUAUUCCUGGCGCAACGCCACGACCAGAGGUACCAUCGAAACCACGUUUUCGUACACUGGGUGUGAAGCCAUUGUCGAAGGAGGAGAAGGAAAUGAUAGACACGAUGGAAACAACGGAUGCAACGGACAUUGAUUCAGAUGAAGUCAGUCGGGAGCGGAUUAGUGGUGGCUGCACCUUUAGUCACUGUUCGGUCUAUCAGGAUGAUUAUAGUCAAUCAGGGAUAAGUCCACAUCUAGUGCUUCCUAUUUCAUCACCUUUAACUUCACCUUCACAUUAUCAUGGGACAAAUAGAUGCUGUUGUUGCAAGUGCCAGCAGGGACAGACAGCAGGUAGCAGUUCUCCCGUAUCGUUUCGAUAUUCCACGGGUGAAUCGCCCUAUCACCACCAAUCACCACUAGCACCAGCAGCAGCAGUAGUAGCAGCUCCUCAGCAUUAUCCGAAUGUCCAACCCUAUUAUAUGUGUUCAUCACCACAUCCGAAUUAUUCGAGGCGUGUAACUGAUUUGAAUACCGAAGACUUUUGUCGGCAUUGGUGUAGAAAUAUGUUAGACUCAAGAUCAGCAUCCCAUGAUAGAAGUUCCAGGACAACAACAACCAGAGGCUCGACCAGGGCUACUUCUCCACGAUCACGCAGUGUGAGCAGAAGUCCUUCUGCAGGUAAAGGAAGAUUCGAUUACCACUUAAAAAACAAAUUGAAAGAGGCUGGCGUUAGCGAUUCCUCCUCUCUGGCCCACUAUAAAGUGCAAAAUUAUGAGAAGAUUACGAAGGUAACCCUACGUAAGCAGUCACCAGCGGCGGAUCAUAAAAUGUCCAAAAGAUCUGACAAUGAGCAGAUGCAUAUCAAAGACUAUGUGCCAGCAAAGACACCUCCAGAUGGUAAGGAUGCGGCAACCAAUAAGAAGAAAACAGGCACGUACAAUAAAUACAUGACCGUGUACGAGAAAGACCAUAAUAAAUCGUUGGAAAGUAGUUCCCCGCUGGAUAGUCCUAAUGUCGAGUCUACUCCUACAUAUACGAAAAUUCAGGGAAAGAGUCCCACGCCCACUAUUCGUACAUAUGGCCCAACCAAAGCUAAGCCCCAAACGCAAUCGAAUGAAAGUAACUCUAGUCGAGACUCGUCGAAGUCCUCGAAGCUGCCACUAAGUACAAGAAGACUAGCCUACCAACCACAUCAAGCUGGCUACAAAAAAAUGGAUGAUAAAACUUCAGACUCUGCCCAACGGACCAAGGAUGUUACACCUUCUAUUCCCAGUGCCCCAAAACAGGAGUACCGACAAUCGAUUGAUAAAACUUCUAAAUUUCAGUCAGAAUCGGACUCUGCCCAACGGUCCAAAAGGAUUACCUCUCCUUCUACCCCAAAACCGGAGAAUCGACAAUGGAUUGAUAAAACUUCCAAAGUUCAAUCAGAAUCGGACUCUGCUAAACAGACCAAAAGGAUUCCCCCUCCUUCUGCCCCUAAACAAGAAUAUAGACAUUCAAUUGAUAAAACUUCGAAAGUUCAAUCAGAAUCGGACUCUGCCCAAAGGACUAAGAGGCUUCCAUCUCCUACAGGAAAACAGGAGUACCGACAAUCGAUUGAUAAAACUUCUAAAUUUCAGUCAGAAUCGGACUCUGCCCAACGGUCCAAAAGGAUUACCUCUCCUUCUACCCCAAAACAGGAAUAUAGACAAUCAAUUGAUAAAACUUCGAAAGUUCAAUCAGAAUCGGACUCUGCUGAAAGAACUAAGAGGCUUUCAUCUCCUACAGGAAAACAGGAGUAUCGACAAUCAAUUGACAAAACAUCGAAAGUUCAAUCAGAAUCGGAGUCUGCCCAACGGGCCAAAAGGAUUCCCCCUCCUUCUGCCCCUAAACAAGAAUAUAGACAUUCAAUUGAUAAAACUUCGAAAGUUCAAUCAGAAUCGGACUCUGCUGAAAGAACUAAGAGGCUUCCACCUCCUAAAGGACAACACGAGUAUCGACAAUCGAUUGAUAAAACUUCCAAAGUUCAAUCAGAAUCGGACUCUGCUAAACAGACCAAAAGGAUUCCCUUUCCUUCUGCCCCAAAUCAGGAAUAUCGACAAUCAAUUGAUAAAACUUAUAACGCUCAUUCAGAAUCAGACUCUUCCCAACGCACUAAACGGGUUCCAUCUCCUAUUCCUAGUGCCGCAAAUCAGGAAUAUCAAGCAGCAGAGGAUUUGGCAGGUGAAAGAUCAAGAAACGAAGUAGUGCCUAAAGAAAAUCAAGUAGAUCAAAGUCAACGACUUCCAGACGAUCAAAGUAAUGGGAAAAAGGAGAAAGAAGCCAUUGAACCAAAAAUAGGCACAGAUCAGAAUGAAAUACGAUCGCUAGAUGAGGGGAAGGAGGAAUCGACAAAAUUUAUCGAGAAUCAUCCACAAGGAGCUACCACAUCUGCUGCCUAUAAAUCUCCCAUAAAAGAAUCUUCGCCUGAUGCAUUGAGAGAUAAACACGACGAUCAGCCUAGUCGAAGGUUAAGAGACAACACAUCUAAUGAGUCGAUGAGAGAAGGGACAUCUCCUUCCCGACCAGAUUAUUCUCAGAACAUGCGGGAUUCCUAUGAUGAUGGUCGUCAAAUGCAACGGCAACGGCCAGUUUUCGAACAUUCUCGAGAUAAGGACUCUGAUUCGGGCUUGGAACGGUAUUCCGAUUCUGGGAAUCAACCACAAACGAACUACAAUCGCCAGCCGAUGGCGCAAACCAAGACCGAUCCUAACGAUGGACGUUGGGGCAUUGAAGGAGGACAUCGUCUUUCGCUCGCAUCGAAGCCGAUUAGUGGGAUACCCGAAAAAAGAAUGGAAUUGGCCACGGGAGAAGUUGCGAGUACCACAUCGAUAUGCCGUACCUGGUCCCAACGUAGCGUAUCCAUUAAACGGCCUGAACAAGAGGGUGGCUCCUACCUGCGAAGGGAAACUCAGCGAUUCAACAAGGAGUGUGUUCGUUAUAUAACAACGGACAUUGGUCCAGAUGCGAAGAUAUCACAAACUAGCACCAAAAAGCGUGAAUUCUCCUCCACACAAGGAACACAGACAUUGCAUAAAAAACCAUCAAUAUUGGAGUUAGAUUCACCUUAUCCUCAACAGGAUGGUCGCCUGUCCGGAACAAUAACACCAGCAAUACCGAAAAAGCUAGAAGAGAGACUCACACAAACCGAAAUUCUCAGUCGUGAAGAGAGGCCCACUCAGACCGAAUUGUUGGAGGCCAACAGAGAAGAGAGACGUACACAAACGGAACCAAAUGAAAGACACGAAAGGCUUACACAGACCGAUCUACUGACAAGGGACAGACACGAGAGACUUACUCAAACAGAGCUACAGGAAAUGCCACAAAAUGAGGUAAGAGCUCAGACAACUAACGGUCCCCCUACUCCUAAAAAUGUCUCGGGGGACAAGUCUGGUAGUUCUACACCGCGAAAACGAAAUCUACAAUCAUCUGCAUCUCCUCGUCAAAGUAAACAAAUCGAAAAGCCACAUCAACUACCUAAGGGCCAACAAACAAAGGAUUCAAAUCAACAACAGGGUAGGCCAGAGCAAUCUCUUCUGCAGGGUCCACAACGACGAGCUUCAAUGUCCUACUAUAAUAUGAAUGGACCAGGACAAAAGCCACUGCACACUGCAUCUUCCCAGAACCAACAGCCAGCAUCUUCUAGAAAUUAUUCACAAUAUGGAAAAGAAAGAGCUAGCUACUCACAGGCGGAAUCUCAAGCAAAGUCAAGGCAGUUGGCGGUUCAUGGUGUGCAUCAAGUGCCCACCCAGCAUGAUCUGAAUCCUGAACAACCAAGAGCAGCAACUCGACCACAAUUGGAAAGAAGAAUUCGUAAUGAUUUCGGCAGACAAAUUGCAGACCCUGAAGAAAUCAUAUGCCAACAGUAUGAUCGAGAAGAUUUACAAAGUAGACACGCAGUUCCAGGGUCAAACAGAUAUCCCAAUGAUCAAAUUCCUUCGAAUCGAAGUAGACGCGAUCAAUUAAACAAUUCCUUUCAGUCUGGCGAACCAUCAACCAAUACAAUGCAAAGAUCUAUGCCACAAUCGUAUGUCAACUCGUAUGAAUGGUGCGGCGGGUCAACCUAUGAGAAGAAUGCGAAUAGCGAAAGAUGCACCACCUUCAGUCGCAGUGCUAUGCAACGCUCAAUCGAUAGCAACGAUGACAUUCUCCCAUCGGAGACGGACGAGCCAUGUUGUAGCUACAUUGAUAAUGAUGAUGGUGAUGAUGACUACAAUGGUCGACAGCAAAUGGCUCUCAUUUCUCAAGCGCCAUCGACAUCGUAUUGCCAACAGCAGGCACAGGAGGCAUAUAAUCUACAGGAGGAGGAUAUAUAUUCGCAAUAUCCCAUGCAUAAUUCUGUUCAGGAUGACGUUAUAACCAUGCCCAUUUCAGCAUAUACACGGCAUAGUAGAACUCAUCAACAUCAGGAUAUGGCUGAUUUGAGGCGAGCCCAAGGUUUGCCAAGGGAUUCUUGUAUAAAUAGCAACAAAAUGGUUGCCGAUAAACGUUCACGGACGGUUAAGUUUAACGAUCAGAAUGACGAGAUUUGCCCCGCAGAGAGACAGCGCAGCUCAAUAGAUUGGGAGAAAGCAUAUCAAAAUGGUUUAGUCUUGGAUAAAAUGAAUUUGGCUCAGUUGAAUGAAUCACCGGCCGACGAUGAAGACGCCAUGCAAACAUUCCGCUCAAGCAGCUCAAACAAUACCGAUGUUACUUGCAUUGAUUCCAAUUGCGAGGAUGAAUACGUCACAUGUGAUGAGGAGGAUGAUUUUAUGAAAAAUUUACCACCCUUUCAAGGCUGUCCCUGUAUGCUAGAGACAUAUUAUCAUUUGGCUUCAAUCCGCUCGGACAGAUAACUCUUCUUUUACACACCCAUUUAGACCGUCUCACACUACUUUUCUCUAACUUUCGCUAAAAACAAUAAAAUUGUACGCGCUGUUUCUUUUUUUUUUUAAGAUUUGAUCAGGAUUUGUGUAAACCUAGAUAAAUACAUACAAUAAAUUUGAGUUAAACAUGUAAAAAGUGAGAACGAUAAAAAAAAAAGAACCAUAAGCCAAUA